Cyprinus carpio (common carp) is the source of this 372-nucleotide messenger RNA. Its product is annotated as zymogen granule membrane protein 16-like. Lineage: Eukaryota; Metazoa; Chordata; Actinopteri; Cypriniformes; Cyprinidae. The transcript has 3 exons. The record is from RefSeq and is a predicted model, not a curated record. Bases 34 to 372 code for a protein of 112 amino acids.
CAUCAUUUUCUGGUACUCUCUGCCCUUUGUGCCAUGAGCAUGACCAUGCCUUUACCUGAUUUUUACUCAUACUCCCCUGCUACUGGGGAUGGCAGUGGAACUGAAUUUUCCACUGCACACGAGGGUCGCAUCACUGGAGUCAGAGUUUAUGAAUAUCCAAACUAUGGAUACUACUCCAACAACUACCUCAAUGGGAUCCAGCUGCAAUAUAACAGUAACUGGACAGAACUGGUUGGUGUGAACGCUUAUGGCAAUGAAAAGGAGAUGACACACUCUUCAACAAUGAACAUUUUGUUUCAGAUCUCAGGAAAGUAUUAUUCUGGUUACAUCAGUGAGCUUAUGUUUGUCACUAACGAGGGGGCGCUCUUUUAA